This is a messenger RNA of Oncorhynchus keta (chum salmon), 2854 nucleotides long. Its product is annotated as ras-like protein family member 11A-like. The record is from RefSeq and is a predicted model, not a curated record. The transcript is spliced from 6 exons. Gene Ontology annotation, molecular function: GTPase activity; GTP binding. Bases 563 to 1324 code for a protein of 253 amino acids. NCBI's taxonomy places the organism in Eukaryota, Metazoa, Chordata, Actinopteri, Salmoniformes, Salmonidae.
CAGUUAAGAACACAUUAUCAUUUGCAAUGACGGCCUAGCCCAGCCAAACGCAGACGACGCUGGGGCAAUUGUGCGCCGCCAGAUGUGAUGCAGCCUAGAUUUGAAACAGGGACACCUCUUGCACUGAGCUGCCUUAGCUGUGCCACUCGAGAGCUUAUUUACGAACCACUGCUGCGGGCUCUGGAACAGGAGGGAUAGACUUGUCUAGGCUACUCUAACCCCUUUGGCUUAUGUGGACUAUUUGCUGCUCUUUCUCGGUAUACUUAGCCGAUGUGAAAUAACCGGGACAAUAUAAAAGCUACGGUCAAAUAACGGUUCUGGUCAGGGUGCGCCAAAAUCACUGGAUUCUGUCAACUUGUUGCGCACUCAAUGCAGUGGAACUACAAGUGGUAGUUAGAAUUGUUUCGAGUAGCAGCCAAAGUGGACGAUUAUAAUUUCAGUUAUCAUCAUGGGCGAGACACACUAAGCCUCAGCUCCCGAGGCUCAGGAUUGUUUUAGCAGUGGGGGGACGAAGACGAAGAGAGGCACGGCAUUCCCAGACUGGACCGAUAAGGACUCCUAAAUGCGUCUUCCUGUUGACCCGACAACAAUGAAUAGUGGUUCUAGCAACUUUCUGCUAGUUCCAAUACAGGAGUAUCCCGUUCUAGACUGCGUACCCAACAAAAACGUCAAGAUCGUGGUUUUGGGAGCGAGCAACGUGGGGAAAACAGCUUUGAUAGUCAGGUUCCUGACUAAGAGGUUCAUCGGGGACUAUGAGGCAAACACAGGGGCCCUGUACUCCAGAAAGAUCAAUCUAGAUGGAGAACAGGUUUCACUACAGGUUCAGGACACGCCCUGUGUCUCUCUACAGGACGAUGCAGAGGGACUUUAUUGUCAGGAGCAGAUCAACAGGUCUAUCUACUGGGCGGAUGGAUACGUCCUGGUCUUCUCCAUCACAGAUCACAGCAGCUAUAGAACCAUCCAGCCUCUCUACCAGCACGUCAGACGCAUCCACCCUGCAGGGAAUAUACCUGUCAUACUGGUGGGCAACAAGAGUGACCUCCUCCGUGCCCGUCAGGUGCCAGCCGAUGAGGGUGAGACUUUGGCAGCCUCUCUGGGUGGUGCGUAUUUCGAGGUCUCUGCCCGGGAGAACCACGAGGGGGUCCACUCCGCCUUCCUGCACCUCUGUGGCGAGGUGAGCCGAGCGCUGGGCGGGGGGAACGGGGAGAAGAGGAGAGGGGGGCUGCACCUAGCCCGGCCUAAGUCCCCCAACAUGCAAGAGCUCAAAAGAAGGUUCCGACAGGUGCUCUCUUCCAAGGGGAAGUCUUCCGCUACCACGCUGUGAUGAUAAUGGAAAAAAAGAGAUGCUUCUGGUUCUGACGGUUCUAGUUCUGGUUCCAGAAUUGGAAUUAUGGAUUUAGCCCAGUUGACUCUCUUGUGAUGUCAUUGUAUGAGAAUGAAUGUAACAGUUUCAAUUGGAACACAGAGAAGAGAUAAACGGUUCUAUAUUCUAUUUCAUUCUAUUGGAAUGGAACAUUGAGAUAAGGAAAUCUAUAUUCCACUUGUGGAAAGAAUGGCACAGAGACAGCAAGACCAAACGCUUCCAACAACGGAGUGGGCUUCGUUGGUAUGUGACGUGAAGAUGCCUGUCUGCCGAUUCAACCAAUGGUGACUGAGGAGACUGAAAAACAGACUACGACUGACAGGUCUAACGGACCAUUCGUAGGCUUCUCUGAGAUCGCUAUUCGUACGAAGCGAUUAUGCAGUAGUCAACUCUCCUUGCUUUUGAUACAUUUUGUAUUUAAAGAAUGUCAUCUAAAAUAAACUGUACCCAGAGGCAAAGAGAAAUUAUGUUGGCAUCACAGAUUACCUAUAAUGAAGGGACACUUUAUCUCUAAUGGCAUUCUACGAGCCCUGGUCAAAGGUUGUGCUCUAGGCUAUAUUAUAGUACAGUGCCAUUAGAGAUUGAACCUAUGUAUUUUCUCAUUGAAACAUUUCAAAUGGACGGGCCAUGCUUAAUUCAAUUGAAUUGCUACAAAAUGCACUCAACCACAGUCCUUGACAUCCUGGUCUGUACUAAUCUAUACCAGCUUGGUUCCCCUGAACAGUCACAAACCACUGGAUCAGUUUACCCUACCCCAACCCUAACUUCAACCAUCAUGAAGGCAAUAGAUAAAACUGACCACAGACCAGUUCUUAGGGGAAACUCCACCCUACAUCAAACCACUGUGAUGCCUAUGGCUGCAAAAGUCGGUUGGAAGAUUCCUGGAAUCAGGGGGGAAUAAGCAGGACACUUUGAAUCAUUCAACCAGAAUUUCAGAAAAACCUGGGAAUUAUUGGAAAAAUACAGGAAUUUUGCAACCCUACUCAGGCCCCUGUAAGGUAACACAUGUGGAGGCUCUAUGUCCUACAUAUGUAUCUUUCUGUCUGUUUUUUAUAUGAGUCUGGAAAGGGGAGAGACUUGGGGUGAGUUCUAAAUGGCACUGUAUUCCCUAUAUAGUGCACUACUUUUGACCAGGGCCCAUCAAAAGGAAUGCACUAUAUAGGGCACAGGGUGCCAUUUGGGAUGCAACCACGAGUUCUCAUGACCUUUCACCUCUAUCUGCUGCCUCAGAGUUUAACACACACCAGAGCAGGGGUCACCCACUAGAUUCAGCCGCAGGCUGAUUUUUUUUCUUGAGCGAAUGGUCAGGGGGCCGGAACAAAAUUACAAAUAAUUUGAAAAACGCAAAUGCUGUAGACCGCAAGACUCCCAAACAGAUAUAAUAUAUCAAACCUUGUUUACAUUUGUAUACAAUCACAUAUUUACAGCAUCUCUGUUUUGUGUGGGAAUACUUUGGAAUGGAUUUCCAAAAUUAAAAUCACUUGGAGCAGA